CUUAGCUAACACCAAAAAUUGGCUGGCGUGGCAAAGUAGAUUUUUCGAUUUAUUCUUGUUUACAAAGUUGAUUCUGUGUAUUUUGCCCUGAAACAUGAGCAAUCUAAAAGAUAAAAUUGUCAUUAUCACUGGGGCUAGUUCUGGCCUUGGUCAAGGAGCUGCUCUGGAAUUUGCCCGCCUUGGAGCCAAACUUUCCAUUUCUGGACGAAAUGUGGAAAAUCUGCAAGCUACAGUCAGCCAGUGUGAGAAAGCUGGUCUUCCUGCUGAAAAUAUUUUGAGUCUCCAAGCAGACCUCACAAAGGAUGAUGAUGUGAAAAAAGUUGUUGAUGAAACAAUUAAAAAGUUUGGACAAUUGGAUGUAUUGGUUAACAAUGCAGGCAUUGUCAAACCAGGUGGCAUUGAAACCCAGUCAAUGGAAGACUAUGACUACACCAUGAACAUUAAUGUAAGAUGCCAUUUCUACAUGACCAAACUAGCUGUACCUCACCUCAUCAAAACAAAAGGGUCGAUUGUAAAUCUUUCCAGCGUUACAGGAUUGCGUGCAUUUCCUGGUGUUAUUUCAUACUGCAUGUCCAAGGCUGCUAUUGACCAGUUUACCCGAUGCUGUGCCUUAGAGCUUGCACAGAAGGGAGUUAGAGUGAAUUCUGUCAAUCCUGGCGUAAUUGUAACUGACCUUCACAAACGUGGGGGAAUGGAUGGGGAAGCUUAUAGCAAGUUUCUUGAGCACUGCAAGACGACUCAUGCCAUGGGACGUGUCGGUCAGCCAGAAGAGGUUGCCAAAGCUAUUGUAUUCCUCGCGUCCUCGGAUUCGUCAUUCAUCACUGGUGCCAGUAUUCCUAUUGAUGGAGGACGUCAUGCCAUGUGUCCACGCUAGGGUGGAUAUUUGCACCAAAUUUCUCUAUCGUAUUUUACUAGUCAUUUAUGAUUUAAAGGACAAUUUCCAGGAAUUGACUAUGACUUUUGCUACAUGUAUCUACGUCUUGUGUAGGGAUCUUCCAGUUGCAGUAGAACUCAUUAUUUCGUUGAUUAAGGAAGACUAAAAUGGUGGAGCUGAGUGCAAGUUCCAUUUUCAUCCAAAUUAAGUAAACUGUAUGUUUCUCUGGCUCAAUUGGAAAAGCAUUUUUUGUCCAUUAUAUGUGUAUUUGACUAGAUGCUGAUGCUGGUUGAUUUUAAAAGCUGAUUUUACUCAAUUGCUGUGUGCUCACAAGGUAUCUGUGAUGAUUAUUUUUUAAUAAACAUGAUUAUGCAGAUUUUGUAGUCCUGUUAUUUGUUUUUUCAAAAGAAGUUAAAGAGUAUCGUCUAGUAAAAGGUGGUCUCAAUUUCUGUUUUCUUUAUGAAAGGCUCCAUCCCUAUUCCAGAAUAGGUGAAUCCCAAACCAAUCCACUACUGUCGGGAAUCCCACGAAAAAAGAGGCAGAUAUCCCGAGUCCCAACUGUGAUUUUUAGUCCAGAAACCUUUGCAA
This is a messenger RNA of Lineus longissimus, 1462 nucleotides long. Its product is annotated as 3-oxoacyl-[acyl-carrier-protein] reductase FabG-like. NCBI's taxonomy places the organism in Eukaryota, Metazoa, Nemertea, Pilidiophora, Heteronemertea, Lineidae. The record is from RefSeq and is a predicted model, not a curated record. The transcript is spliced from 9 exons. Bases 95 to 874 code for a protein of 259 amino acids.